This is a messenger RNA of Paraglomus brasilianum, 939 nucleotides long. The record is from the annotation of a GenBank genome assembly. Lineage: Eukaryota; Fungi; Glomeromycota; Glomeromycetes; Paraglomerales; Paraglomeraceae.
AUGUCAUCCACUACUGAAAACAAUAAUACCAAGUAUACUACAGAAAAUGACCAGAUAACGUCUAAAUCGGACGAGGGAAACUCCAAUGCUAAUAAAAAGGAAACAAAGUUUAUCGUAGACGCCGAUUCAAUACGACGAAUCCAGCCACUUGAGUACUUUCGACAUUUUACAGAUCAAAAAAUACGACCAAAUGGAAGGGUAUUCAAUCGAUUUAGAAAAACCACACUGCAUCUAGGCUCUGUUACUACAGCAGACGGUUCAGCGGUGGUGAGAAUCGGGAACACUUCUGUUGUCUGUGGCAUCAAAGCAGAAGUUGCAGAGCCAAAUGUAAACACGCCACGGGAAGGAUAUCUUGUUCCCAACGUGGAAUUAUCACCAAUGUGCUCUCCCAACUUUAAGCCCGGUCCUCCAAGUGAACUUGCACAAGUACUAAGUGAGACUGUGAACAAGCUACUCAAAAGUUCUUCUGUAUUGUCACUGGAGUCAUUGUGUAUAGAAGAGGGCAAGGCUGUCUGGGUGUUGUAUUGCGAUGUUGUCUGCAUAAAUUACGAUGGCAACAUUUUAGAUGCUUCUGUCUAUGCGGUUGUGAGCGCGCUCAGCAAUGUAAGAUUGCCCAAAAUAACGUAUGCUGACGGCAUUGUUAAGGCAACCCCGGAUAAGACAAUCGAACUGUCAUUAUCGAGAAUACCUUUUUCGGCGACAUUUGCGAUAUUCAAUGGAGAAAUUUUAGCCGACCCGGAUGAGACAGAAGAAGUUAUAUUAGAAGAGCGAAUAACAAUAAUAUGCGACGAAGAAGGACAGUUAUGUAGUGUCUUGAAGUCUGGUGGUUCUUCAUCUACGCGAGAGACAUUUUCUACUUGCCUCGAGCUGGCGAGAAACCGAUAUUCCGUAUUAUCGACUAUAUUCAAAGAAGCGUCAACCUCAGCAAAUACUAAUUGA